This is a messenger RNA of Parus major (Great Tit), 2877 nucleotides long. RefSeq names its product chromosome 5 C11orf16 homolog (gene C5H11orf16). Bases 460 to 1731 code for a protein of 423 amino acids. NCBI's taxonomy places the organism in Eukaryota, Metazoa, Chordata, Aves, Passeriformes, Paridae. The transcript has 5 exons. The record is from RefSeq and is a predicted model, not a curated record.
UGGAGUGCACCUAUGCCGUGCUCUGUGCUGCAGAUCAGGAUAUUUUCUCCUGAUCCCAAGGGUUGCAUUGUCUUGCUAGGUAAACAGCAAAGGGGCUGGGGCAAGUAAUGCUGGCCCAGGAUUCCAUCAUGCUCCUGGCUCACUUCCUGUCAGCCCCAAAGAAAUCUGAGUAAAAGCAGGCACUGAUGUAUUUUUCCCAAGAUCAAGGAAUUAUCCCAGCACAAGCAAGUUUUCUGUUUCUUCCUACACUAUUUGGCCUGUGGGAGUGCUACAGAAUGAGGUGGAGUGUUCCAGUUCUUAAAUCUUACAAGGUUGGUUUUUUUCAUGACCUACAGAAUCUAUUUCUUCCAGGGCUGACCCAUUUUCUUUUCUUGGAGGUGCCCGUGGAUCAGCCACUGCAUCCCCUCCCCUGGCCCAGCAUGGAAGAGACUGGGACAGUCAGGAGGCACAGACAGCAACAUGCCUGUGCUGGCUAGAGGAGAGCAAGAUGGGUUUUAUUACCAUGGCACAGUAAAAGAGGAGAUAGAGGGUGAACGAGGCAUGUUCCUGGUAGAGUUUGCCAAACCACUUGUGUCACAUGGAAGGCAUCCAGUGAGUGUGCAAAAAACAGCACAGGAUGACAUCCUGGAAUAUGUGAAUGGGAUGAAGCACUCCUUGCUCCCUGGAGACAGAGUGCUGGCACCCUGGGAGCCAGACAGGGCCAGGUACGGCCCAGGAACUGUCCUCAGGGGCAUUGAGACAAGGGAUCCCUUACGAGCCUCAGAAGAUGAAGAAAUUGUUGUCCAGUUCUGGAAUGACAAGCAAGUGAAACUCCCCUGUGGUGUGGCUCUGUGGAUCCCUCCUAGCCUGUGGGAGAGGAUUGUGGAGAUGAUCCACAUGCCCUUCACCAGCAGGGUGAAGCCCAGACCAAGCCAGGACACUAACUCUUGUAUUUUUCCCUGCAGUCCUAAGCCAGCCCUGAUUCCUGCUUGUGCUGUAUGUAGCCUUGCCAAGCACUGCUUGCUCUGCUCUCCCUGCUGGCCACAUUUCCACCAGCGCUGUGCUGGUGGGAUCUGCUGUUCAUCAGCCUGGGUAAGGAGCAUCUGCUGCUGCCAUCCCUGUGCUGGUGCCUGGUGGCCUCUUCCCUCCAGGUCUCUGGUCUUUCAGGACAAAGCUGAAGAGGCAGAGUCCAGCAGAGAGCUCUCUCCAGGCCUUCUAGAACUGAAAGGCACAAAACAAGAUGUGGCAACAUCUUCUCCCUUUUCUGAUUCAGAGUGGGAUCUGAAGCCAUCCCUCACUAAGAGUACUGUGGGGGACAGUGCUGUUAACCCAGGCUCCAGCUGUCUUGAAAAGCCCAGGCUAAGGGAUUCUGCAAGACCUGAGGGGAAGUACUGGAAAAGAAGCCGCCAAAAGUCCCGUUCCAGUAAUUCAGGACCUGGAAGUUGUAGCAGCACAUGUACAAAGGGCCAGCUGGAAUCCAAAGCCGUGUCCCCCGGGGGCACAUCCAGUGUGGCCCCAGCUCAGCAGAGUGCAAUGUUUGAAAGCAUUGAGCAGACCCCCAGAGGGCAACCCACACUGAAAGAAAUCCUAAGAGACCAAGAUUUCAAGGCAUCAUUGAGGGAAGAAGGCUUUGCAGCAUCAGAAAAACAAAGAUAUAAAGCAGCAUCAGAUGAUAAAUGUAAAGUGACUUGUGUUGGAGAUGACAAACCUGAUGUUACAGACCCUGUCAGACCUCACUUGCAACAAAACUGAGAGUCAGUUUUGUCUGGUCAGACAGAAUUCAGUACAUGUACAACUGAUCAAGUUCAGGGGCUGAAAUUUCAGGUAAACUGCUUCUACUAUAUCAGUGUUAUAUCUUUUAAAUCAACCAAGUUCUGAUUUAGGUACUGUUUCAGUAGAAUAUCUUAAUGGAUGACUAUAUAAUUUUAAUAAGUGAGAAACUCUUCUUCCACUGACAUCAAACUUAAGCAUCCUCAUUCUUUAUUCCAAAGUGCUACUAUAAAUUCCUAAUUAUUUGGAAUUGGCUUUACAAUUCUGGAGAGAUCAGAUGAACUAGUAUGAGCACUAAAACCUGAACAGAUGCACAGCAAGAGACCAAUAAAGCAAGAGGCCCCCCACUUGUCUACAGCUCUCUGGAGUGAGGCACAAAAAUUCAGCAAAGCAGUUUCUGUUUGUAGAAAGCCAGGAGGAACAGAGAAACAAUACAAGCUGGCAGCUGAAAGAAUUUUUUUCAGGAUUAAAGCACAAGCAAAAGUAGCCAGAGGCUAAAGGACCUGCUACUGUAGAUACAAACAACAAAAUGAUUAGCAUUCAAGCCACUGAUUCUUAUUUCUGAUGAAAAUGAACUGAAACCUUAGUACUAUCAGCUACAAAAAGAUGACAGAUCGAUGUAGAUUACAUCACUAAUUCUAAGCAUGGAAUCUGGUCCUUUGGGAAAGUUAAGCACCCAGGGAGUUCUGUUAGUGUUAGCUCAUGUUUAAAGCAUAUGAACUUGGCCCCAAGCUGCAGUGUGCAGUUGCUCAGCAGUAAAUUGGAUAAUUUAGGGUACCCCAAAGCCAUCAGAAAAGGGGUUUAGCAUGGUCUGCAAAGCCUGCAAAGAGACAGAACUUGAAUCAAUAACUCACGUGCCUAGACUGAACACCUGACACAUGUUUCAGCACAUUUCUGAGUUGAGGUUCUAGGUAGUGAAUUUCAUUUGUAUUUCACUUUAGCAGACUAGCAAAAGUACAGAUAGGAGGGUGGCUGGUGAGCCAGCUUCUCUAAAAUCAGUGCUAGCCUGCAGAAGCUAAUGUGCACCCAUAUUCAUACCACAUGGGUCAUUCUUUCUCUGGUCAACACUGUGACAUGGGGGUUCUCUCUGAGGAUAAUACAAAAGAAGCUGUCAUCACAAAGGCUUGA